This is a messenger RNA of Sorghum bicolor (sorghum), 2301 nucleotides long. Its product is annotated as anthocyanidin 3-O-glucosyltransferase 2. The record is from RefSeq and is a predicted model, not a curated record. Bases 294 to 1712 code for a protein of 472 amino acids. Lineage: Eukaryota; Viridiplantae; Streptophyta; Magnoliopsida; Poales; Poaceae. The transcript has a single exon. Gene Ontology annotation, molecular function: UDP-glycosyltransferase activity.
UUUAGAAAACAAAAUGUUAUAGUAGUGUCUGCAUCAAUGCAUGCAGAAGACCAUACGGUGGCAUUCAAAGAGUGCUUUUUUUUCUUCUAUUUUUAGAUGUGGAUACUGUACGCUUUGACAGCUACGUGCGGCAAGCCGAGCACAUUUGACGUGAACUCCUUUUAGCAAUACCAAAAAUGGCGCUUCAGAUUAGGCGAGAUUAUGGAACUACGAUUAGUUCAUGACGACGAAUUUGACCCCCCAACUUUUGUACUGGAGUUGUUGAUGACCAAGGGAAACCAUCAACUCCACCAAUGGCGGCACCAACGGUGGUGCUCAUCCCGUUCUGCGUCACCGGCCACCUGACGUCCAUGCUCCAAGCCGGCAAGCGGAUGCUGAGCAGCGGCGGCGACGACCGCGCCAUGUCGCUCACCGUGCUCCUCGCGCCGCUGCCGAUGGCCAGGUUCGCGCACAUCGUAGAGCGGGAGGCCACCUCGGGCUCUGGGUUCGACAUCCGCUUCCACCGCCUCCCUUACGUGGAGCUCCCCGCCUUCACCAGCCCGGAGGACAUGAUCUCCAGCUUCAUUCAGCUGCACGCAUCCAACGCUAAGGCGGCCAUCGCCGGCCUGGGAUGCCCCGUCGCCGCCGUCGUCAUGGACUACUUCUGCACCACGCUGUUCGACGUCACCCACGAGCUAGCACUGCCGGUGUACGUGUACUUCACGUCCCCGGCCUCCAUGCUCGCGCUCAUGCUGCGGCUGCCGGCGCUGGACCAGGAAGUGGCGGGGGAUUUUGGGGAGGCGGGAGCGGCGUUCGACGUGCCUGGUAUGCCGCCGGUGCCAGCGGCUUUCCUGCCGAAUGCCGUGAUGAAGAGGGAUUCGGCCUACAGGUGGAGCAUGUACCACGCCAACCGGUUCAUGGAGGCCGCCGGCAUCAUCGUCAACACGGUGGCGGAGGUCGAGCCGGAAUCCCUCGCGGCCAUCGCUGGCGGCCGGUGCAUGCCCGGCGGGCGCCGCGUCCCGACCAUCUACCCGAUCGGUCCCGUGAUCGCCUUCGAUCCGCCUGCCGAGCAGCCGCACGACGAGUGCCUGCGCUGGCUGGACGCGCAGCCGCGUUCGUCCGUGGUCCUGCUCUGCUUCGGGAGCAUGGGCAACCUGACCCUGCCGCAGGUGCAGGAGAUAGCGGAGGGCCUGCAACGCAGCGAGCACCGGUUCCUGUGGGUGCUCCGUGGCCCGCCGCCAGCCGGGUCGCCGUACCCGACGGACGCCAACGUGGAGGAGCUCGUCCCGGGAGGCUUCUUGGAGAGGACCAAGGAGAGGGGCCUCGUGUGGCCGAGAUGGGCGCCGCAGAAGGAGAUCCUGUCGCACCCGUCCAUCGGGGGCUUCGUGUCGCACGGCGGGUGGAACUCGACGCUGGAGAGCCUGUGGCACGGCGUGCCGCUGGUGACUUGGCCGCUGUACGCGGAGCAGCACAUGAACGCGUUCGUGCUUGUGGCGGCCCUGGGCGUCGCCGUGGCGAUGGAGGUGGACAGGAAGCGGGGCAACUUCGUGGAGGCCGCGGAGCUGGAGCGCGCGGUGCGGACGCUGAUGGGAGGGUCGGAGGAGGGGAGGGAGGCGAGAGCCAAGGCCGCGGAGGCCAAGGCCGCGUGCCGGAACGCGGUAGAGGAGGGCGGGUCGUCGUGUGCCGCGUUGCAGAGGCUGAUGCGUGAGAUUUCGGGACACGGAGGGGCGUGAACCGUGAAGGCUUCCUACGAGCAUGUUCCGUGUGAUCUCUGCUUGUGCCGUUGUGGAUAUGUACCAAUACUAGAGAAUUUUGUAUGGGACGAUGCUAGCGCCCGGACGUCCGGAUGUACACGCGCGUCCGAACGCCUGUGCACUCUGUGUGCUGCUGCGUCGCCACGUGCAACUACGCUCCGCGCGUGAUGCUGCUGCACGAGUGCACCUGCUGUCUCGAUCUGCUGCUGCACUUGCUGUGCUGCGCCUGCCCUUGUGUGCAUGUGGAGGGAGCGCUGCUACGUGCUUGGUACUUCACAUCUGGACAUGCAUAAGCAUAUGCAUGGGGCCCUUCGAGCUGCAUUCGAGAGAGAGAGAGAGAGAGAGAGAGAGAGUAUGGGAGGCUGGAACCACAGUGUACUGGCGUUGACCCUGGCUGCAUGCUCCAUCACCAUAGGGCACCCGUGCAUGCACUUUUGACCAGGGAAACACACAUGCAACAGAUAAGGAGCGGCUAUUUUGUGAGCUCUCAUAUCUCAAUUUGUUACAAUAAUUUUUUUUGAUGUUGUAGCAAAUAAUUUCGGAUAUUGCAAUGUGAUUUUUUGAGUCA